This is a messenger RNA of Sclerotinia sclerotiorum 1980 UF-70, 264 nucleotides long. RefSeq lists its product with no specific name. NCBI's taxonomy places the organism in Eukaryota, Fungi, Ascomycota, Leotiomycetes, Helotiales, Sclerotiniaceae. The transcript is spliced from 3 exons. The coding region runs from base 1 to 264 and encodes 87 amino acids. The record is from RefSeq and is a predicted model, not a curated record.
AUGAUUUUUGAUGUGAGUCCUGCUCGUGGUUCUAAUAAGGACCGAGUUAUCUGUUUUCGCGAGGAGAAGGGUAUCGAAGGACAAGUCGUGAUCGGCGGUGUGGACGAGAGAGAAAUCCAAAUUGGAAUAAAAAUCAAUGAGUUCGUAAUAGAAUAUGGUAUGGAAGUAAAUCGAGCGAUUGUAUCGGUGAAGCUUUUCUGGAGAAGGGGGAGAGGGGGGAAGGUCGAUAUUGUGGUACAACUUGAUGAAGAGGUACUACAGUAG